UUCGAGGCGCGGGGCAAUUCGAGAUGUGACAAAGCUAAAAUCGCCAGUUUUCGUAACGUGUCGUAUCACCCGUGUCGCGAAUGGCAUAGAACCCACGGUGCAAAUGGUGAAGUGUUUUAGCUGAAACAGUUGAACGAAAACAGCAACCGUGCAGCUAGCUGCAGCCACAGAGGUGCGUCCAAUCAAACGGCAAAGCAGCAGCAGGGGAGGCAGUAGCGGGGAGAAAGAGUAUCUGAUUGAAACCGUCAUCGAAGCCACCGUCGGUCAUCUUUCAACCAAAGUGAAGCGGAGCGGAAGGGGGGUGGGGGUGGCCAGCACAAAGCAUUCCAGCGUGUUUGUGGAUGUGCACAUGCGACAGUACACCCUCCCACCCAUCCGCAAGCAGGCAGGCAGGCAGGCAGCUCUGGCCAGCAGAAAGCUACUGUAAACCCAGCUCUCCCGCCCUCGGUGUGUGGCGCUCGUCCAACUCCACCGGAAGGAACAGAUUGGAGUCAGCGGGCAGAACCGUCUCACUUCAUCGCUAGCUGCUGGUUGUGAUUGGUGGUUGUGAACGACUCCCAGGAGCAGCUGGAGCCCUCGAUUCCGGGGAAGGAAGCACUCGGCGUCAUUCGGUUAGUGGUGUUUAAGGCCUACUCCUCCCCGGGCCAGGGAAGGACGCCCAACGAAAAGGACGAUUUUGCGAAUGCUAGUGAAGUGUGUGCAGUGUGUUGGGAGAGCAGAUAACAAAAAGAGAGAGAGAGAGAGCAAGAGACUGAAGCAAGAGAGUGUAUGUGAAGUAACAAAAGACAACCUAUAACAAAGACCUAGUGUGUGAAAGUGAUCCUGUGUGAUUAGGAGUCGACUUGGACCGAUCUGACCUCCGGCAGAGUCGCACAGCUUGCUUAUAUCGUUCAGGUAGAUCUCACCAAUUGAUCCGAAGUGCUGGAACUUCCAGCAGGAGCAGCAGCACGGUCGCAAGUGGCAAGUGGAGAACUCGCCCGCAAGGUGAUGCUGCAAAACUAACGGGGAGGACUGCAAGAAACAGAAAUACGGAAUGGUUGCACCGGCUAACAGUGGGUCGGCUGGUGGGCCGAACCCCCCGUCCGGCUCGUCCUCCUCCAACAACCAUCACCAGCAGCAGGAGCAGAACCAGCAGCACCACCACCAUCAUCAGCACAAUCACAGCAAUAACAACGAGCCGGACGGCGGUAUCGGCGAAUGGAACCGCAUCGAACCCUCCGGUGGACGAGAUAAUGGACCGGCUGGUGGUGGUAGUGGUGGCGGCGCUGGAAAUGCGGCGAAUAACGCCAACAAUGGCGCGAACCAGAGCAACCAACAGCAGCAGCAGCAGAACAACAACGGUAACAACAGCAACAACAACCCGAACGCGGAGGAGUGCGAUCGGUUCAGCUUCGAGGACUCGGACCGCUUCGAGGAGGACUCACUGUGCAGCUGGAGCUCGGAGCCGGAGAGUGUGUGCAACAACUGGCGGGGCUGGAAGAAACCGACGGCCGGCAUGACGAACUCGUUCGGGGGCAGCUUUAGCCGCCGCACGGCUGACGGAGAACCGACGUCGCUAACGGAGCUGGCCGCGCGCUGCGUCGCCUCGUACAUUCCGUUCGAGCUGUGCGAGAACCUGUACCCGCCCGUGCCCGAGCAGAUGCAGCUGCGGAUCGCCUUCUGGAGCUUCCCGGACAACGAGGAGGACAUCCGGCUGUACUCGUGCCUAGCGAACAGCUCCGCCGACGAGUUUCAUCGCGGCGAGCAGCUGUUCAAGAGCCGGGCCGUCAAGGACCCGCUGCAGAUCGGCUUCCACCUGUCGGCGACCGUCGUCGUGACGCAGCCGCGCAACCAGUUCAACGUCGCGGUCACGUUCGACCGGCGGCGGAUAUCGUCGUGCAACUGCACCUGCCAGCCGACCGCCUACUGGUGCUCGCACGUCGUCGCCGUCUGUCUCUACCGGAUCCAUUGUCCUACCAAAGUGAGCCUCCGGGCGCCGGUGUCGGAGUCGCUGUCGCGGUUGCACCGCGAACAGCUGCAGAAGUUUGCUCAAUAUCUGAUAGCGGAGCAGUCGCAGUCGAUACUGCCGCUCGCGCAGCGCCUGCUCGACGAGCUGCUGAGCUCGCAGCCGACGACGAUCAACACGGUGUUCGGGGCGCCCGAUCCGACCGCCGGUGCCUCCGUCAACGACCAGACGAACUGGUACCUGGACGAGAAGACGCUGCACGACAACAUCAAGAAGAUCCUGAUCAAGUUCUGCCUGCCGACACCGAUGGUGUUCAGUGACGUAAACUAUCUGACCAACUCGGCACCGCCGGCUGCCGCCGAGUGGAGCUCGCUGCUGCGGCCGCUGCGGGGUCGGGAGCCGGAGGGCAUGUGGAACCUGCUGUCGAUUGUGCGCGAGAUGUACCGCCGGUGCGACCGGAACGCGGUCCGCCUACUCGAGAUCCUCACCGAGGAGGUGAUGGCGUGCGAUCAGAUACUGGUGUGGUGGUUCAACAUCAAGCUCGCCCUGCUGGUUGGCUCGAACGGGCACGGUGGGGGCGGCGGGGGCGGCGGCGGCGGUAAGCAUGGCAACACGCACAGCAACUCGAACGCGACGCAGCACGCGUGCGCCUCGCUGUGCGACGAGAUCGUCGUGCUGUGGCGGUUGGCCGCCCUCAACCCGGGCCUGGCGCCGGACGAGCGGGACAUGCUGCACGCGCAGUUCACCACCUGGCACCUGAAGAUACUGGACCGGGUGGCGAAGAACCUGGUGGCGUCCUCGUCGCACAGCAGCAAGCAGCAGCAGAACCUGCGCAACGAUGCGGAGCUGUUCGCCGGCUUCAAGCCGGCCAUCGAGGCGUGCUACCUCGACUGGGAGGACUACCCGAUCGAGGGCGUCACGCACACACAGGACACCAACCCGAUGUACCACUGCCCGUUCACCUGCUUCAAGCAGAACAGCGAGACGCGCGGCGACUCGAGCGGCCCGGGCCAGGUCAACUCGAGCCAGGCCGUGCUGCAGAGCAACGUGAAGCAGUUUCAGCUCACGCCGCACCAUCACCACCACCAUCAUCACCACAGUUACCAUGGUGAUCACUAUCACCAUCACCACAGCCACCAUCACCAGCAGCAGCAGCAGCAGCAACAGCAUACUUUGGGCAGCAGUGCCACCGACCGCUACCGAAGCGUGAUCGGUCCGAUUGGGGUCAGCCGAGGUGCGUCAUCGUCCGUCGUCGCGCCCGGUGUAACGCGCGGUGGACUAAACGGGCUGACAAAACCGAGUGCCAUGAGCGUCGCCGCACCGGUUUCGGAGUUGGCCGCGGGUGGCCGGGUGACGUCCCCAGCGAUGGCGGGCGGGAGCGGUGAUGUGCCAAGCGGCGGAGGCAACCGGUCCAGCGUCAGUAGCGAAGGUUUCUGCGAAAACGAGGACGACCUGCCGCCAGCGGGCGAGGAAAAAUCCUCCACCAACAGUAAUAGUAACGCUAACAGUAGUAGUGGUGGUGGUGGUGGUGAUGGGACUGCUGCUGCGGUUGCGGCCACCGAGUCCGCGACCGCACUGAUGCUGAGCGUAAGCAAUUCAUCCUCCAGCUCGUCGUCGUCGUCCACCUCGCUGUCGUCCAGCUCGGCCAACACGGCCGAUCUGUUGCAAAAGAAGAAGGAGGAAGCGGCAGUGGUGGCGGCGGCGGCGGCGGUGGCGGUGGCGGUCGAGAGCACCGGUUCGCUGUCGAGCAGCGAGUCGAGCAACGAAAACAGCAUCCUGAACGACAUGAACAACUACGAAAUCUCGGGCAACAUCAAGCUGUACGAGGUGCUGAACAUGGUCGAGCAAUCGGCGGUGGACGGGACGACCAGCACCACCAUGGCCACCGGCAGCGGGGGCAACGGAAAGCCGAACAGCAGUGCCAAAGGGCAACCGAAGGAUGGUGCGCCGGCUGAGGGUGUCGCCAGUGGGGAACCGUGCGCCGCCAGCACCAGCGGGACGUCCGACGUUACAGCUGAGAAGCCACCACAGCCGGGAGGCGGUGCGGCCGGCGCGCAUUCGAAAUCAAUCAAACAGCAGCAAUCGUCCGAUGCGAAGCAGCAGCAGGUGUUCUCCAACAUCAAACCAUCGGAGGACGCGUGGGAUAUUCUGUUUGCCCGCGCCGAAGGGCUGCACGCGCACGGGCACGGGCGGGAGGCGUGCACACUGGGCGUCCGGCUGGCGGAGGAGAUGCUGGCCAACCCACCGAACCUCAUGAUCGAUCUGCCACCGCCGCCCAAGAAGAAGGGCAAAAAGCACAACAUCAACCCGAUCUCGCACCAGCUGAGCGUGCUCGCGUCCGCCACGCUGUCCAAGUGCGCCUUCCUCUGCACGGUGCUGGCGGAGAACUCCGAGCACUAUCAUCUCGCGUUCCGCGUGUGCCUGUUCGGGCUGGAGCUGUCCCGCCCGCCCGCCAGCACCAAGCCGCUCGAGGUGAAGCUGGCGAACCAGGAGUCGGAUCUGCUCGCGCUGCUCAAGCGCAUCCCGCUCGGUCAGCCCGAGCUGAAGAUUAUCCGCGAGCGGGCGGAGCAGCUGCGCGACGGUAUGCUGAAGUCGCGCGGCGAAGCCCUGCUGCCGAUCAUGCUGGCGAGCUUCAUCUUCGAUGCGCUCGUCAUGCCGUCGGUGAUUGGGCGUGAGAAUCGGAUGCGCGUCAUGAGCAACUCGUGCUGCUACCCGACGGACGAAAACCUCGGGUUCGAGGCGGCCGUCGCCGCGCUCGGCCUGAAAGCGAACGUGUCCGAGGCUGAGCAUCCGCUGCUGUGCGAGGGUACCCGACGCCAGCGGGGCGAUCUCGCGCUCACGCUGCUCUCCUACUACAAGGACGAACCGCGCAAGAUUUGCCGCAUCAUGGAGAAGCUGCUCGACCGCGAGAUUCACGUGCUGAUCAAGACCCCGCUGCUGCCGUCCUACUACUCGAACAAUCCGCCGACGCGCAGCCAAACGUCGCAGCUGCGGAUGGACGAGUACGAGGCUGCCGGCAAUGGCGGCGGCGGCGCUGGUGGUCAUCAUCAUCACCAACAGCAGCAUCUGCAGGCGUUCGCGGGUGGGAAUGGUGGCGCGCGCAGUGGAAGUAGCCCUGCGGACCUACCGGCCGCAGCCGCUGCCGCUGCCGCCGCCGCCAGCGCUGCAGCACCGCAUCUCGUGCAAGGGGCGGAGUUUUGUCUCGCCAGCGGUAGUCGGCCGCAGAGCAGCACCAGCGCCGAAAUCGAGAUGGCCAUCGGUGCCCUGAAUCUCGGAGGGCCGGCGGUAGGCAGCGGUAACUCGGCCAGCGGAGGGACGCCACCCACACCGGCGGCUGCAGCAGCUGCGACACCGGCUUCGACAGCAACGACAAGCGCGGCGGCAACGAGCGCCCCUACCACGACAGGCAAUGGUACAAGCACAACGACCACUACGACCACCACCACUACCACGUCGUCGGUGACGUCGACACGCUCGAAGGACUCGCGCUACAAGGGCAAGCGGGCGUACCCGUCCAUCCCCAACCAGCCGUCGGAGGCGAGCGCCCACUUCAUGUUCGAGCUCGCGAAAAAUGUGCUCACGAAGGCGGGCGGCACCUCGUCGACGUCGCUGUUCACGCAGGCGUCGACCAACACCAACCACCAGGGUCCGCACCGGGGCCUGCAUAUGUGCGCCUUCCAGCUGGGGUUGUACGCGCUCGGGCUGCACAACUGCGUCAGCCCGAACUGGCUGUCGCGCACCUACUCGUCGCACGUGUCGUGGAUUAUCGGGCAGGCGAUGGACAUCGGUGCGCCCGCCAUCUCCUUCCUCAUCGACACGUGGGAGGGCCACCUGACGCCGCCGGAAGCGGCCGGCAUGGCCGACCGGGCGUCGUCCCGCGGCUGGGACAGCAACAUGGUGAACCCGGCGGCCGAGCUGGCGCUGUCGGUGUUGCCGCACGCCGCCGCCCUCAACCCGAACGAGAUCCAGCGCGCGAUACUGCAGUGCAAGGAGCAGAGCGACCGGAUGCUCGAGCGCGCCUGCAUCACGGUGGAGAACGCGGCCAAGGGCGGUGGCGUCUAUCCGGAGGUGCUGUUCCAGGUGUCGCGCUACUGGUACGAGCUGUACCUGCGCAACACGCCCGGCGGUGAGAUGGAACCCGAGGAGCAGCACGACUACUUCAACGUGAACCUCAUGUCGCUGAUGGACUCGGGCGGUGCGGACGGUUCCGGCGCCGGCGGUAUGCUCGGCGGUCCGGCCAAUGUGGGUGGCCCCGCGGCACAACCCCCUGGCACGGCCGGUUUACCCGGCACGGCACCGGUCGGAGUGGCCGGUGGACCGCAGCAAACGUACCAACAUCCGGCGCUCGCCUCCCUUGGCCUCUCGUACGGUGGCUACGGAUUCCAGGGUCCCAUCUACCACCACCAGCAUAACAUGCCGUACUCGGCCAACCAAGUGGCCAUGGCGUACAUGACGUCGCCGCCGCAGUAUCAGUAUCCUCCGCCACCGCCACCGCCACAGCAGCAGCAACCGCACCAACCGGGUGCCAGUGGCUACGCACAGCCGACCGGCCCGCUGAACCCACAGGCCGCAGCAGCGGCCGCAGCCGCCGCGGCAGCCGUGGCCUACCAGUCGAUGCAACCGCACGGGGUUCCAGCACCCCCGCCGGGCUACGGUACGCCACCGCAAUUCCAGGGCGUUCCCGUGCAACCACCCGGCGGUCCACCUACGAGCGCCGGUCCGAUGCCGGCCAACUUGCAGCAGUACUACGGCAACCCACAGGCAGCGGUCGCCGUCGCCAUGCAGCAGCAACAGCAGCAACAACAGCAGCAACAGCAGCAGCAAUCCGUGCCCGUCGGUGGCCCCCAGAUGCCACCCCAGAUGGCGCAACUGCCAGCAGCCGUGGCGGCGGCAGCGGCCGCAGCAGCCGCAGCCGCUCACUCAGCCGCUCAACAGCAGCAGCAGGUCGUUCCGGGGGUGGGCGGACCCGGAGCUCCUCCUCCGGGAGCCUCACCAUCGCAACCCGGUGGCCCGAUGCCCGGCGCCAACAGUAUGCGCCCGCAGUCGUCGUGUCCCGCCGGACCACCAUAUGGCGCGUACGGACCCGGGGCGGCAGGUGGCGGCCUACCCGGCGGUGCCGGUGGUGGACUGCCUCCCUCGUCGGUGGGCUCUUCAUCGGCUAGCUCGAGCGGCGGUGGUAGCGGUGGCCCCGUAGGGAGGCCCCGCCAUCCGCAUCAGUUCAGCCCGACGCAGCUACGCUAUCUGCUGGCCACGUACAACGCCGGCAUGCUGGCACUCGAGACACUAGCGCGCCGCGUCCACGACGACCGACCGCAGGCAAAGUACGCACGCAACCCGCCGUACGGCGAGGACGUCAAGUGGCUGCUACGCAUCUCGAAGAAGCUGGGCACGCAGUACCUGCACCAGUUCUGCAUCUGCGUCGUCAACUCGAUCGUCAGCCCAUUCGUGCUGCACGAGGUUGCCAUCGAGUCCGCCCACUAUCUGGCCCGCAACAACCCGGCCCUGGUGAUGCAGCAUCUCCGCUCCGCGCUUACGCCACUCAUGAACAAGUGCCAGAGCAUGUAUUUCCAAUGCAUUCAUCAGAAGCUGUACCACCUCACCGUGCCGGACUACGAGGACUUCACCAGCACCAUCCUUUCGGCGCGGAACGCGUUCCAGAUCACACCGGAAGGAAACGCACAGUUUAAGGACUGGCUGCAGUCAAUCAAACGCUCGAAAUCGUGCAAGAAGGAGCUAUGGUCACAAAUAAACGCUGCUCUCAAUUCCAAAUGACAAAGACUAGAUGCGAUUGGUUCGGAGCUGAACAUGAUGCUGGCUGCGGCGGCUGCGUCGGCGGUCACCAACAACAAC
Molecule: messenger RNA, 7795 nt
Organism: Anopheles coustani
Lineage: Eukaryota; Metazoa; Arthropoda; Insecta; Diptera; Culicidae
Gene: Dora
Product: zinc finger SWIM domain-containing protein 8 homolog
Exons: 7
Coding region: 1034-7717 (2227 amino acids)
Cellular component (GO): Cul2-RING ubiquitin ligase complex
Molecular function (GO): zinc ion binding
Source: RefSeq, a predicted model, not a curated record